Molecule: messenger RNA, 618 nt
Organism: Leishmania mexicana MHOM/GT/2001/U1103
Lineage: Eukaryota; Euglenozoa; Kinetoplastea; Trypanosomatida; Trypanosomatidae
Product: putative R-SNARE protein
Exons: 1
Coding region: 1-618 (205 amino acids)
Biological process (GO): endoplasmic reticulum to Golgi vesicle-mediated transport
Cellular component (GO): Golgi apparatus
Molecular function (GO): SNAP receptor activity
Source: RefSeq, a predicted model, not a curated record
AUGAAGCUCUAUGGCUUGCUGAUUCUAAAGCCCUAUCCGCCGGGUAUUGAGAAGGACCCGGCCAUAUGCUGUAGCGCUGUCGACGUCAGCUCUUUCGGCUUCUUCCAGCGUAGUUCCGCCCGCGAGUUCAUUGUGUUUCUCUCCCGAACGGUGGCUAAGCGGGUGGCUCUCGGUGCCAAGACGCAGAUCACAGAAAACGGCAAUGUUGUCUAUGCGCAUGCGACGCUGGACGGUCUCGUGGCAAUUGCAGUGAGCGACAUCGAGUACAACGCGCGUGUUGCCUUCACGCUCUUGACGGAGCUGAUGCUGCAGUUUCAGCAGACGUUCCGCGGUAAGUACGAGUCCGUCGCGGGCAAGGCGGAUGAGUUUCUGCACUGGCCCCACAUCAACGAGACCCUGGAGAAGUAUCAGAAGCCGGAGGAGGUGGACAAGAUCCUGCGCAUCAAGCGUGACAUCGAGGACACAAAGGUGAUCAUGUACAACGCUAUUGACCAAAUCAUUGAACGGGGACAGAAAAUCGACGACUUGGUGGCGCAGAGCGAGGAUCUCGGCAUGGCUAGCAAGACAUUUUACACGCAAGCAAAGCAGACAAACUCGGGGUGCUGCGCAGUCAUGUGA